CUGACAACGAUUCAACGGAGUGAACAUAAGAAUGUGACGAGGGAUCUAGCUUUUUGAUCGUAUUUACAGUUUAAACGCACAUUUACCCCUAGUCUUUGACCAUGGCCUCAAGCGUGACUGACGACGACUACGAUUCGGACGAUUCCUGUGGGAGCAGUGACACGGGGGCCAUCAAUGACUCGGACACAGAUAGUGGCAACUCCUCAGACGCAGACACCAGGACCACUGAUGCCACGGAUCAGUUGUCUGAUGUCGGGAGCGAUGAGGAAGAAGACGAGGAUGAAGAUGGUACAGAGGAUGAAGCCAAUAUUGCCUGGAGUGGUGUGCGCAAAACCAUUCCCAUUAUGCUUUUCAGACCAGAGUGCAUCUACACCAAAGUUCGUAGACUCUAUGCUACCGGUGAAAAAUACCACCUGGCUUACAAGAUGGUCCGCACAGAAUGCAAGGUUGUCCAUCAGAUCCUUCGUAAGCAUGGAUUCCGUGAUGUCCAUCCCAACAGUUCAGAUUUCAACCUGAUGUGGACAGGGUCCCAUGUCAAACCUUACACACUACGCUCCUUGACAGAAUUCCAGAAAGUUAACCAUUUUCCAAGGUCUUAUGAAAUCACACGGAAGGACAGACUUUACAAGAACUUUCAACGAAUGCAGCAGUCAAAGGGUGUGCGCCAUUUUGAUUUUCUCCCACAGACGUUUGUCACACCAACAGAGUACGAUGAUCUGGUCGCUGCACACAUGAAGGAGAGGGGCACAUGGAUUGUCAAACCGGUGGCCUCUUCUAGAGGAAGAGGCAUCUCGCUCAUCAAUAAUCCACAACAUGUACCAAUGGAUGGCAACCAUGUGGUUUCACGGUACAUCAGUAAUCCACUCUUGAUAGAUGGUUUCAAGUUUGACUGCAGAUUGUACGUCGCUGUCACAUCUUUUGACCCACUCAGGGCGUACUUGUAUGAAGAGGGGCUAGCAAGAUUUGCCACAGUCCAGUACAACCACACCAACAAGACCAUCAAGAACGUCAUGAUGCAUCUCACUAACUACAGCCUCAACAAGCGGAGUAAUGACUACGUCAGGUGCAAUGAUCUGAACAUUGAAGACUACGGCAACAAGUGGAGCUUUGGGGCCAUGGUCAGAUACCUCCAGAAGAAAGGAAAAGAUGUCAAGGGUAUGCUUGGUCGCAUUGAGGAGGUUGUCAGCAAGACGCUGCUGUGUGCUGAGCUGCCCGUAGCUACGGCCUGCAAGAUGUUCAUGCCGCACCGUGGGAAUUGUUUCGAGUUGUAUGGCUUUGAUAUUCUCAUUGAUGAGAACUUGAAACCCUGGGUGCUAGAAGUCAACCUCUCUCCCUCCCUAGCCUGUGAUGCACCCAUUGACUUGAAGAUCAAAUCCAACAUGGUGUCCGAUCUCUUUAGCUUGAUUGGUUUCAUAGCACAGGACCCCAUGAUGCGCCGGAUAUCGCAGAGCAAACGCAACCAGGAGCUGGCCGCCAGCAGCGUGCUAAGGCAACAGCGUCAGAGACCCCAAUCUGCUAGUGUCUCUAGUCGUCCCAGCUCCGCUAAAAAGUCCAAAGACGUAGGGAACCAGAGUGAGAAGGCUCUUACUGCUGAGGAGAGGAGGGUGGUGACUGAGAGCAAAGAUGAGUACCAGCGACGUGUUGUUUUUGUUAAUGUGGUGUCAUCCUGUUUUUACAAAUACAGAAAUUUCUUAGAGAGUCGUACCAACUUGAACCAAGUGCUGCACAGCCGUCUGUACCCAGACAAUAUGUUCGAUUUGUCGUCAGGCACUGGCCUUUUCACUAGGGCAAAGAAAGUGACAAGCACCAUUUUGCAGGAAUUAGCAGACCGGGAGCUCCAGGAGCACCUCUGCCAGUUCACACGGAAGUUGGACACCACAGAAAAUGUGUCAGGUCGAAAGCAGGUGCGCAACAAAGUGCGUCAGCGCUACCCGACUCUCAAGAGGAUGUUCAGUGCUGGUGUGAUGCGCAGUGCAGUCAAAAGUGAACGGCAGGAGAGAGAACCUCUGGUCCAAGGCAAGCUUGAAGACACUCAAAAGUCCAGUGCCCAGGCUGUUCACAGUCGGUCCUCACAGCCAACAGGCCACAAGCCCGGUUCCUCCUCGGUCACUUCCAGCCAGAGCUCCUUGGCCAGUGGGAAGGCCCAGCAGGACGGUGGCAGAAGUGGGACACAGCAGGACGGUGGAAAGGGCAGGAUCAAUCCUUCGGGGAAGCCUCCUGUGGCACCACCUGCUGGUAGCAAGGACAACAAGGGGGCCCGGAUGGUGCUGGAGGUGCAGAAGCAGCCCUCGGCCAAGGAGAUCAGGGAGAGCAUCAACGUGCCUGAGAUCAUGAAUAGCGGGGGCGACAUUUCGAAGCUGCAAGCGAGGCUGGCAUUUGCCACUUACCUCUUGCGGGUGCAGCAGAGGUUACUGGAUGAAACGCACAAACCACCCGAGCUACUGGAGGAAUCUGCCCAGAAUGAUGAACAAAUGGACCUGGUUUUGCGAUUCCUGAAGAGAGCCGCAGGCAACCUGCAGCAGCCGUUCAAAGUCAUCGUGCCUAGCAGGAAGCUGCCCGCCCACGACAGGAGAAGAGUCCUGGCCAAGCAGCUGGUGGACUUUGUCCAGAUUUACAACAAGGAGACAGAACAGAUGGACUUACGCAGGAAGAUGGACCAGAAGCUAGGUAACCCUACCAAGGACAAAGAGAAUGACCCCACCGAGGAUCGCUUCAGCCAAUUCACCACCAUUGCCACGGAGAGCGAGCUGGAGGAACUCCUGACUACCUACACCAAGCAGAACAAGUCGGCCAGCAUCUUCCUGGGUACCAGCUGCAGCCCUGUCAGCUACAAGCACGUGGGUGACGUCAUGGCCCGCCCGGUCUCCUCCACCACCUCCGCCACCGUCGCAGGCCUGCCAGAGGGGGCCCAGCCGGGCUGCAGCAACACUGCCACCAGCUUACACCACCAGCGGCACCACUCCGGCGAAGGGAGCGCAGUGGCGCACGGUGGGGAGAGCAGAGACAAAGAAACAGGAGCAGGAGAUGCUGCAUACCCAAUUUCAGCCACCCAGAACCGGCGGCCACAGUCCACCCCUAGUGGGGGCCUUCGACCUACGUCAUCUGAUGCAGUGGCUACAUCAUCAUAUGGAGCCCAGACCAACAGUAGUAGGCAACGCCCAGUGUCCGCUAAGAUGGGUCACCGAGACACAGGAGGUAACUCCCAGCUGCUGCAUCGGCCAACAUCCGCUUUUGCGCAGAGAGAACCACCGGGCGGCGAAAUAGCUGCACGGCUCUUCUCAGAGAGCAGCCAGCAAGCAAUUCAAGAAGCCCUGCAACGUCUUGCCCGCCGACAGGCUGUCCGCCAGUACUCUGCCUCCAGCAGCCAAAACCAGAACGUGGUCACCCAGCAGUACCUGCAGCACUACAACAGUGGUGGCAGCGGUGGGAUAAUUCCAGCUCCCGCUACUGGUCACCACCACCAGGCAAGUGCGAGUCUAACCAGUGCAGCCAGGGCAUCUGCUCAUGCCUCCAGGAGCUCCAGCAGCCUGGUCAACCCCCACCAGCACCAGCACAGCCGGGGUCACAGCUGGGAUGGGCUGAGAAGCCAGAGCAACAGCACUUUGGAUGGCAGCAUGCCAACAUCUUGGACUGCUGCCCAGCCUUCUAUUAGCCAGUCGGCGAGCGCCAGCCAACUGAGAAAUCAGUUCAGCAGCCAGGACCUUCCUGUGAAUGGUACAAAUGUCAAGGGAACGGCAGACGAACCCAGGAAUGGAGAUGGUGAAAUGUUAUGGAAAAGGGACACAACUGGUGCCCAUCAUCCCCAGCAACAGCGGAUGCACAAUCCUUUGGGGAGCCAGCAUUUUCAGAAUGUGCUCCAGCAGAAUGGCUUGAGGUCCCCGUCCAAUCCAAGCAGCGACGAAGGAGGUAGGGCAGCCCAGAAACAACCCCUGAGCCUUCAAGAGAAGAGGCAGAUUUCCCAUGACAUGACCCAGCAGAGCAAGGCAAAACACCAAGAAAAGAUUGCUCAAGCUCACUCAAAUGCCUCGGCCCUUCGAGAGGCCCUCCAGCGGAAUGCAGCCUCCAGUGGUCAUCCAACUGGUCACUCUAGCAACCAUGCCCCUGGCCAGAUCAAGCCCAGGCCCCCAGUCAAAUCCUCUCAGGCCCGGAAGCCAGUCAGUGUUCAACGUAUGGCAAGGACCACCCAGUUAGACGAGCCCUCCCCCACGGCACCUUCCCAACCAUCCCCGACCUUCUACUCAGGCUUGAAGUACAACAAUAUGACAGGCACCACCAAGGUUCCCUCCUCGGGCAUAAGCAAUAUCUACAACUCUGGUUACCAGUCUGCUGUUGUUAGACAUUGAUGAUCAUCCAACUUGCCCGUCUAUCCUACCUGCUUGCCUUCCUUGGAUCAGAUGCGUGUGGCCUGUCCCGACUCCAGUCCUCCAGAUUACUUCCUGUCCACCGAUGCCUCCCACCAGAAUUAGUGUAUUUGUUUUGGUUUUUUUUGUUUUUAGAAAUAACACGAUUAUUAGGAGAUGAGGGGAUAGAAUGGUAUUUUUGCAAACCCUACCAGUCCUGAAUCCCGGAACUGCUGGGGGAUUAAGGACUGUUAGCGUUAAUGAGAAUUCAGUUUGUCAUUUUUGUGUUGAAUUGUAAACCAGGUGUGCUCUGUAGACUUGGGAAAAUGUCAACCAGGGAAAAAAUUCAUGCAGUGCCAAAGCAAUUUGCAAAGCGUUGCAAAAUGUAUGCUGAGGAGACAGUUACCCAUCAAAAUGGAACUAGUUCUUGGCUGAUUAUUCUCUGGGGCCCCAACAUUUUCUGACCGGUGUUUUUUUGUCCAGGUUUGCCAGGGAAAAUUGGCCCAGGAUAUCGGAGGAAAGGAAUCAGGGAGUGGCACCUCAAUGAAAGUAUAGCAAGUACAGUCAAUUUCUGAACUGUUCUCUCUUUUGAGGGAAGCGUCCAAAAUGACUCUGGAGUUUGCAUCGGUCAGAUGUCUGUAAAGUGAAUAUUCAGUCAGAUGGAAUUCUGUUCUCAAUGUAUUGAGAACCAAACUUUGUUGAUGAUAAAAAUGAGAUAUAGAGGGCAUGAGUUGACAAAACUUGGAUCUUUAGAACGGGCCCCACAUUUGCUUCCAAAGUUUGCUUUUAACCAACCACACCUAACAGGUGAUUUGGAUUUAAUAGCAUUUUUUUUUUAAUUCUGUGAAAUCAAAUCAACCUUUUGACAAGGUCAGGUGAUUGUGGAAACUCAACCCCCAGUGAACCGAAUUCUCUGAAUAUUGCAAAUAAUGCGAGAAGCAAAACCCAUCUCAGGUUUCUGUCAGUACCUGCUGUAUGUCACUGCUUAUUCCUUACACUACAGUUGGUGGAAAAAACAGGGAAAGGAGAAACCUUUUAAAGAGUUAAUGUUCUCAUUGGUCACAUUUGGAACCCUCUGAGAUACCAUAUCUGGGUAGUAAUCAAAACAUUCUCUGAGUCGUAGGUGUUUAUGGUUUUGUCACAUAAUGCCUAAAUAACAUUAAUGUACUCUACAUGAACCCUGAAAUUGAACGGUCAAGGGGGAGGUUAGGGAGUGUGGGGCAGCCAGACAAUAACAAUGUAACAGAAACCCUGGGGGGGAGGUUUCAAGUCCUGGUGUUUGGCAGGUUGAGGCAAACCGCCAGGAGGAGUCGGCAUGCGAUCUGUAGUCAUGCUGGGUCUGAUGUAAGGCAACACCACAAGACGAUUAUGACAGCGGCGGGGUAUCUCAGUUCCCCGACCAGUGAACACAGCGCUGUAGUCAGUGGUAGUUUGGGGAGGGGGGCGUUGAGGUAGUGAUGUAUGAAUAGGCCCCAGCAGCAGGCCCACGGGAGCUCUCUCCCCGUUGCUGGGUUGAGGUAGAAGGUGAAUUAGCUUGGGACAGGACAAAAGUUGAGCCAAAGGAAGAAGGUUAGGUAGAGGCCAUCCUCAGAAUGCUUUGAUGGAGGAAAUCAUUGGGAAAGGAAAGAAGUCAGGGAGUACCGCAGUUGCUUGAUGAGUUUAAGACACACCCCUCAAAAUAAACACUACAUGUACUUUCAAGAUGUGAUCAUGAUGGUCACUUUCUCAAUUUGGGACAUUUACACUUGUGAUUUCUUUCAGUGUUAAGUUCCGAUAUAUAUAAAACAGUGUAAAGCGGAUAGGCAUUGCUAUGGCAUCAGUCUUUCCUUUCCCAAUCGAUUCCCCUCCCCCACACAACCAACCUGCUCCUCCCCUUUAACCUCCAUCAACCAACCCAUCAAACACGUGUGUGCUGUGCUCAAAUCCUCUCACCUCCACACAAAACACCUGCUUUUCACUUUUAAUUUACCCUUUUUCUCCCUUACUCAACCCAAAGAAUAUGCAAUAAUUCAGACCUGAAUUAAAGGUCUUUUUAAAGACCCGACUCUUUUUCUGUGCUAAAUUGUAAAUACAUGUAGUUUGCCUUCAUAUGGUUACAGGGUAGCCCUCAUUGGGAACAAUUCUGGUAAACUCUGUAGAUUAAAGGGUCAUUGGCCUGAAGUUUAUCAUAUCCACAUCCUAGCAUGCGUGUUGGAGGCUUGUUUACUGCAUUCAUAUGGCGACGUAUUCAGUGAGAACCCUUUUUAGCCCAGACGAAAUAUACUGUUGCUGCCUUUUUCCCCCUCUAUUGUUGUCCCGUUGCCGUGGCAACCUUAAUGACUGGGUGGGGAGGCCGACCAACGACGGGAAACAAUAGACCCAUCAGGAUGUCUGCCCAAGCGGUGGGGUUGUGUGUAGUUCCUGUCGGCGUAGUAGUUCGGGCACAAAUACGCUAGGUCUUCCGGCGAGAUGAUAAUAUCAUAUCAUGUCCACACCGGACGUACCAGGACCUUCGGGAUUGGGGAAGUGGGAAGUGAGCACAUGGGUGUAUGUUACCAGUGUACAACCCGCAUGCAACACUAGUUAGUGAACUAACACCAGUGAACUUUUGCCUUUGAAUUGGUGGCGACUUGUGCAACGAAUUGACAGUGGGGAGGGAAUACGAUGACAGAAGAUGACACAAAUUUCAUUUUCCGACUUUGGCCGCCUUUGGAGGAAUUGACACUGCGUCUUGCAACAUGCACAGGCCCUUUGUGUCUCGCCUGUUAACCAAUUUUAAUGUCCUCCAAUCUCUGUUUUGUUUAUCGAUUAUCAGGGAGCUCUUGCAGAGUAUAAAGCUUCAGUGUUGGGAGGAAAAUAUAUUUAAAAAAAAUUCUUUUAUCUCGCCUGUCAAAAUAUGGCAAUACGGCAUGCUGCACUCUUUUCCCAUCACCACUUGCCGUCUUUUUGUUCCCACACCCAAAAUAUGAUGGGGGGAGACAUGUCCAGAAGUCCACUUCUUCAUUUGCAGGCGUUUUUAGGAGGAGAAAAGCCAAUUAGCUUAAAUUGUGUGAAGUUCGGGUUUUUCAAAAAUUAAGAGAAGAGGUCGGGAGAGCCCCUCGGAAGGGACAAAAUUGCAAUGUGUGUGUGCCAUGAACAGGUUGGGUUUCCACCCUCUCCCGUUGCGUAACAUUGUUCGUCUAGUGUGGACAUUCGUAUGCACAUGUGCAGUUAACAAAUCUGGAUGAAAAUACUCAUCAACACUGUUAACACUCUUUGUGUACCCAACGUCUUCAUGAUAUACACAGUGUGUGGACAUUUGUCGUUCUCAUAUCCACAAAAAGAGCAGCAUGCUUGCACCAUGAAGGAAGGAAAGCUAGAGUUCCCUGCGUGUCCCGUGGGUCAGGGGCGGUCACCAACGGUUCCUCUAUGGUUCAACGAGGUAACACUUUGUGUAACUUCCCCAUCCACCGGUCACAUUGCUUUGUCAGUGAUGAACUCCGAGGAAUUCCCCUUGAUCUCUUGGUGCCUUCUGUUACGCACCUUUUAUGUAGUAUUGAUUAAAAUAAACCAAGGGGGAAGAGUUUGCAAAGUAUGACCCUUCUUUGGGGUGAUUAUUUUAGAUUUUUUGUUUCCACAUAUUUAAAUUCAACUAUGCUUGGUCCAACAUGAUUCUGUGUAAGUCUGUGUAUUAAAAUAAUGUACACUGCUUCUAGCGGGUUAGGUGUUCGGCUGCCUGCUGUUUACAGCUUGCCGGAUGGACAUGUAAGCACGCUUCUGUCAAGUGAAGGGGAGAAGUUGGGCAAUCGAGGACCAAAUGUCCUCUCAAGGGAUAACAAGGCCUCGGUGUACACCGUGACGGGCAUGGAUGUACAUGUACAUUAGGGAGCCUUUUCCUAUGGCUGCGAUCCCUUUCCCCUCGUGAUAAAGCUAAUGCGCAUGGGAACACUUUGUCAUGAUUAUAACAUUAACAUCACUCAGUCCCUCAGUAAGUGUACGCCCGGUACCCCUCCUGUGUGGGCCCGUACCCUUCAGCCCUCCAUGCAGCACCCUGCCUCCUAAGCUAUAUUGGACGGGAUCAUUCAUCUCUGUAUCUGUUGGAUGUUCCUCAUCUAAUUAACAGCAGCGUCAGCAAACCCAGCAAUGUGCUGUGUCGUACUUUAAUAACUUUUUUGACGUGUUAUGAAUAAUUCCUUUUUUAAAUUGUAAAUAUGUUGGCACGAUCUGAGAAUAAAUAAGAUCGAUUUAAA
This is a messenger RNA of Acanthaster planci (crown-of-thorns starfish), 8548 nucleotides long. RefSeq names its product tubulin polyglutamylase TTLL5-like. Gene Ontology annotation, molecular function: tubulin binding; tubulin-glutamic acid ligase activity. Gene Ontology annotation, biological process: microtubule cytoskeleton organization; protein polyglutamylation. The record is from RefSeq and is a predicted model, not a curated record. Gene Ontology annotation, cellular component: ciliary basal body. NCBI's taxonomy places the organism in Eukaryota, Metazoa, Echinodermata, Asteroidea, Valvatida, Acanthasteridae.